UGGCUAAACUAUGGUUUUGUAUAGAAAUGUAAAAGAGAGAUGAAGCAGUAGUUGGAGUUGGAGCAAGAAUGAAUGUGGCAGUAGCAGCCGAGGUUCAAACGAAGCUAUUAUUUGCAAGAAAAGGAAUACAUUUUCUGCCAAGAAAACACUCAUUAAAUCAUCCCCAUAACAAGAAGAUAUUCUUCAGGUGUAACGCUAGUUAUGGCAGAGAAGAAAUUAGAAAACAGUGCAAAAAAUGGGUAUGGAAAGGGCAAUACUCAAUAAAUUACUUGGUUUCUGAUGAUUCAGAUUCUCAUUUACAGUCUCCUCCUCUUCUUCUCGUUCACGGCUUCGGUGCCUCCAUUCCUCACUGGCGCAGGAACAUUCCUACAUUGGCACAAAACUACACUGUCUAUGCGAUUGACCUUGUCGGAUUUGGCGAUUCGGAUAAGCCAAAGGGUUUUACAUAUACAAUGGAGGCAUGGGCAGAGCUAAUUCUGGAUUUCCUGGAACAAGUUGUUGAGCGACCGGCCGUGCUUAUAGGGAACUCUGUUGGCAGUCUUGCUUGCGUCAUUGCGGCGGCUUCGGCUAGUCAACCUCUAGUUCGAGGGCUCGUGCUGUUGAAUUGUGCCGGUGGCAUGAACAACAAGGCGGUGGUCGAUGAUUGGAGAAUCAAAUUGUUGCUUCCUUUGCUUUUAUUAGUUGAUUUUCUAUUGAACCAACGCCCGAUUGCUUCGUGGAUCUUCGAGCGUGUUAAACAGAGAGAUACACUGAGGAACGUUCUGUUGUCUGUUUACGGAAAUAAGGAGUCUGUGGAUGACGAACUUGUAGAGAUCAUAAGAGGACCUGCAAAUGAUGAAGGAGCACUGGAAGCUUUUGUUUCCAUAGUCACAGGGCCACCGGGGCCAAAUCCAGUGCAGCUCAUGCCAACAAUAUCAUCUAUACCUGUUCUACUUCUAUGGGGUGAUCAAGACCCGUUCACACCGCUCGAUGGUCCUGUCGGUCAAUAUUUCUCUUCUCUGCCUUCUCAGCUCUCAAAUGUAAAUCUUUGUGUAUUGCAAGGUGUUGGACAUUGUCCCCAUGACGACAAUCCCGACUUGGUUCAUGCAAAUUUGCUUCCUUGGUUGUCAGAAAUUAAGAAUGUUAACGCCGCGAGGGAUGUCUGAAGCAUGUAAAUAUGUUAAUGCAUUAGCAGUUUCGAUUAUAAUUUUCGUUCGAGAUAAAUGGGAAGUUCUGCUGAUCAUGUAAGAAAUUUUCUUGGAUACGAUUAGACAGAGCGUUUUAAUCAGUUGAAUAGAGUGAUAUUUUCCUGCUA
Mercurialis annua (annual mercury) is the source of this 1294-nucleotide messenger RNA. RefSeq lists its product as uncharacterized. The transcript has 5 exons. Gene Ontology annotation, cellular component: chloroplast. The coding region runs from base 69 to 1145 and encodes 358 amino acids. The record is from RefSeq and is a predicted model, not a curated record. Gene Ontology annotation, molecular function: chlorophyllase activity. Lineage: Eukaryota; Viridiplantae; Streptophyta; Magnoliopsida; Malpighiales; Euphorbiaceae. Gene Ontology annotation, biological process: chlorophyll metabolic process.